AUGGCACCCAAGAAGAAGGGUAAUAAGAGACAGGAGGAGGAUUGGGAGGCUGAUCUCGGCGAAUCUGCUCCCGCUGUCGAUGCCCCAGUCGAUGCGCAGCCCCAAGAAGAUCAGAAUGAGGAAGAGGCACCAGUCGGUGGCCUCAUGGCUGCUCUGAGAAAGAACAAGGCCAAGAAGGCUAAGAAGGGCAAGGUCAACGAUUUUGUUGAGGGUGAAGACGCCGAGGGUGCCGACUCUCUGGCUAGCAAGCAGCCCGAGGAGGGCAAUUUCGAUGACGACGAUGUUUUCGCCGGCAAGAAGACUAAGCCCAUCAAGGAGGUUGUCAAGCCUGUCGUGGCAGAGCCCGAGGGCGAGUUCCGCGUGAAGAGCAAGAAGGAGAAGGAGCGUGAAAAGAAGGAGAAGGAGAAGCAGCGCAAGAAGGAGCAGGCUGCCCAAAAGAAAAAGCUUACCCCAGCGCAAGAGAAGGCCGAAGCCAAGAAGACUGCUGCCGCCGAGGCCAAGAAGGAAGAACUUGCCGCCGCCACACCAGUCGCAGAGACUGGUAAGAAAAAGAAACUCCCUCCUCACUUGGCAGCUCUACAGAAGCAACAGGAGGCUCUUCGACAGCAGCGUGAGGAGGAGGAGCGAAUUCUAGCGGAAGAGAAGGCUGCCGCAGCCAAGCAAAAACUUCUCGAUGAGGAGGAAGAGAAGAAGCGCGCAGAGGCUCGUGAGCGCAAGAAGGAGAAGGAGCGCGAGAAGAAAGAGCAGCUCCGCAAAGAAGGCAAGCUGCUUACCAAGGCUCAGAAGGAGGCCAAGGAGCGCAACGAACUGCGUAUGCAGCAAAUGAUUGCCGCCGGUGGCAAGGUCGCUGGCUUGCAGGAGGGCGGUGAGAAGAAGGCGCGUCCUGUCUAUGAGAACAAAAAGAAGAGAGCUGGCAAGAAGCAGGAAGAGGACCUCGAGGCCGCUGCCGCUCGGGCUCAGGCUCAGCGUGAGGCCGAGGAUGAACGCCGGAAGAAGGAGGCUGAGGAGAAGGCCAAGGCCGAGGCUGCUGCCGCUACCGCUGCUCAAGGAGAUGAAGAUGCCAUUGAGGACUGGGAGCAGGCUGCCGACGAGGACGUCAAGGACAGCUGGGACGCUGAGUCAGAUGAGGAAGAAAAGCCUGUGGCUGAGACACCCGCCGCUGUAGAGAAGAAGGAGGAAGAAGAAGAAGAAUCUGAGUCCGACUCGGACGAUUCAUCUGACGAAGACUCAUCUGACGAAGAGCAGAGCGCAAACCAGAAGGCCAUUAUGGCAAGAAAGGCUGAGGCAGCAGAGCGGAGAAAGGCUAAGCACGAGGAGGCUAUGGCAGCUCGUUCAAAGGAUGAUCUCCGUUCCCCUAUUUGCUGUAUUCUUGGUCACGUCGAUACUGGUAAGACUAAGUUGCUUGACAAGAUUCGCCAGACCAACGUGCAGGAGGGCGAAGCAGGUGGUAUUACCCAGCAGAUCGGUGCCACUUACUUCCCUGUCGAUGCCCUGCGCACCAAGACCACCGUUGUCAACAAGGAUGGCAAGUUCGAGUUCAAGAUCCCCGGUCUGUUGAUUAUCGAUACUCCCGGUCACGAGUCCUUCUCCAACCUGCGUUCAAGAGGUUCCUCCCUUUGCAACAUUGCUAUCCUGGUUGUGGAUAUCAUGCACGGUCUCGAGCCCCAAACCCUCGAGUCCAUGCGCUUGCUGCGUGAUCGCAAGACUCCUUUCAUUGUUGCAUUGAACAAGAUCGAUCGUCUCUAUGGCUGGAAGAAGAUCGACAACAACGGCUUCGAAGACAGUCUGGCUAUGCAGAACAAGGGCGUCCAGAACGAGUUCCGCAGUCGUCUUGAGGCGACCAAGCUUGCUUUCGCCGAGCAGGGUUUCAACUCCGAGCUGUUCUUCGAGAACAAGUCUCUGUCUCGCAACGUCUCUCUCGUUCCCACCUCCGCCCACACUGGAGAAGGUGUUCCUGACAUGCUGAAGCUCCUUACUAGCCUGACCCAGGAGCGUAUGACCAACUCGCUGAUGUAUCUGUCUGAGGUCGAGUGUACCGUCCUGGAGGUCAAGGUCAUUGAGGGUCUUGGUACCACCAUUGAUGUUAUCCUGUCCAACGGUGUUCUUCGCGAGGGUGAUCGUAUCGUGAUGUGCGGUCUCAAUGGACCUAUUACAACAAAUAUUCGUGCUCUUCUGACACCAGCACCGCUUAAGGAACUGCGUCUGAAGUCUCAGUAUGUUCACAACAAGGAGGUCAAGGCCGCCCUCGGUGUGAAGAUUGCUGCCAACGACCUGGAGCACGCUAUCGCCGGUUCUCGCAUGCUUGUCGUCGGCCCUGACGAUGAUGAGGAGGAUCUCGAGGAGGAGGUCAUGUCCGAUUUGGAGCAACUUCUGAGCCGCGUCUCUACAGAUCAGCGUGGUGUCACCGUCCAGGCCUCCACCCUGGGUUCUCUUGAGGCUCUUCUGGAGUUCCUCAAGGUGUCUAAGAUUCCUGUUGCUAAUAUCUCCAUCGGUCCCGUUUACAAGCGUGAUGUCAUGAUGGCCGGAACCAUGCUUGAGAAGCACAAGGAAUUCGCUGUCAUGCUGUGCUUCGAUGUCAAGGUUGAUAAGGACGCAAUGGCCUAUGCCAACGAGAUUGGUGUCAAGGUCUUCACGGCAGACAUCAUUUACCACUUGUUCGAUAGCUUCACUGAGCACAUGGCUCAGCUCACCGAGCAGCGUAAGGAGGAGGCUAAGCUCCUUGCCAUCUUCCCCUGUGUCAUCAAGCCCAUUGCUGUCUUCAACAAGACUGACCCCAUCGUUAUCGGUGUUGAUGUCAUCGAAGGAAGCCUGCGUCUCCACACUCCUCUGGCUGCGGUCCGGACCAACGCCGCUGGUGUGAAGGAGAUUGUCGAUAUCGGCAGAGUCACAUCCAUCGAGCGUGAUCACAAGGCUGUCCCAGUCUGCAAGAGAGGCCAGCCCUCUGUCGCCGUCAAGGUCGAGGGUCCUAACCAGCCCAUGUACGGUCGUCACCUCGAAGAGAAGGACCAGCUGAUCUCGCACAUCUCGCGUGCCAGUAUCGACACCCUCAAGGAGUUCUACCGAUCCGAUGUCUCUAUGGAGGAGUGGGCUCUGGUCAAGAAGCUCAAGCCCGUCUUCGACAUUCCUUGA
Molecule: messenger RNA, 3129 nt
Organism: Penicillium paradoxum
Lineage: Eukaryota; Fungi; Ascomycota; Eurotiomycetes; Eurotiales; Aspergillaceae
Product: putative mitochondrial translation initiation factor IF-2
Exons: 3
Coding region: 1-3129 (1042 amino acids)
Molecular function (GO): GTPase activity; translation initiation factor activity; GTP binding
Source: RefSeq, a predicted model, not a curated record